Messenger RNA from Chinchilla lanigera (long-tailed chinchilla), 4871 nucleotides. RefSeq names its product protein tyrosine phosphatase domain containing 1 (gene Ptpdc1). Gene Ontology annotation, biological process: cilium assembly; protein dephosphorylation. NCBI's taxonomy places the organism in Eukaryota, Metazoa, Chordata, Mammalia, Rodentia, Chinchillidae. The transcript is spliced from 10 exons. The record is from RefSeq and is a predicted model, not a curated record. Gene Ontology annotation, molecular function: protein tyrosine/serine/threonine phosphatase activity. The coding region runs from base 680 to 2950 and encodes 756 amino acids.
AAAUGCCUCAAAGUGUUUUAUAAGGUUCGUGGGUGGCAGGUUUGCAAUUUUAAAAAACACGUGUUUUGGUUGUUUGGAGAUCCCCCCCACAACACACACACAAUGUUUUUCUGACAGGGAUUCAUCCCAGAGAAGUCUUGGAGAAGGCCCUGGGGUCUUCGUUGCUUCCCCUCAUGUUUUCUCCAGUGCCUCGUGCGCAUGCGCUAGUUCUGAGUUCAAGGAGAUCUGUCAGGAACCUCGCGGUCCAACCUCUCUGAGUUGGAGCACUGUUGAGGCGGUGCGCAUGCGCAUGUCCUUAGUAGAGGCCCGUGCGCCUUGUAGCCAACGGUUGAGGCAGCCCAAGCCACGGUUAGAGUCCGUUACCAAAAUCAGAGGUAAUGGGUUCUCCGGCCCAGCGCUUCACAGUAUGUUCUUGCGCUUUCCCUUGUUCCUUUAUCGACAUCGGUGUGUCUUGGGGGCUCCGUCCUGUUCUCCGGCCCCCUCCCAAGCCGGCCAGUGGUGACCGAGGACGAGGGCGGGGGCGCAGCCCCAGGCCGGCUCCGUCGGGUCCCGCCGCCGGGCUGGGUGGGCGGGGCCGCGUCCUCCGCCUCCGCGGGGCCGGAGCCCGGAGCUCUGCUCCUGCGUUUGAAAAGCGCGAUCCAGCGCCCGGAGAAGCAGCGCGUGCCCCUGAAAAAUUACCAUGGCUGCCGGAGUCGUGCCUCACAAUGAACAACCAUAUUCCACGUUGGUGAAUAACAGUGGGUCUGCUGCAAACAUGACAGGAAAUACAGGACGCCCAACACCAAAGUACACAAAAGUGGGAGAACGUUUACGGCAUGUUAUCCCUGGACACAUGGCGUGUUCCAUGGCAUGUGGGGGUAGAGCAUGCAAGUACGAGAACCCAACCCGGUGGAGCGAGCAGGAGCAAGCCAUUAAGGGGGUUUACUCAUCUUGGGUCACUGACAGCAUCCUGGCCAUGGCUCGUCCAUCCUCCGAGCUCCUCCAGAAGUACCACAUCAUUGAGCAGUUCCUCAGUCAUGGCAUAAAAACAAUCAUCAACCUGCAGCGGCCUGGUGAACAUGCUAGCUGUGGGAACUCUCUGGAACAAGAAAGUGGCUUUUCAUACCUUCCUGAAGCAUUCAUGGAGGCUGGCAUUUAUUUCUAUAAUUUUGGCUGGAAGGAUUAUGGUGUAGCAUCUCUCACUGCCAUCUUAGAUAUGGUGAAAGUAAUGACAUUUGCCUUACAAGAAGGAAAAGUAGCCAUCCAUUGUCAUGCAGGACUUGGCCGAACAGGUGUUCUAAUAGCAUGUUAUUUAGUGUUUGCAACAAGAAUGACCGCUGAUCAAGCCAUUAUAUUUGUGCGGGCAAAGCGGCCCAAUUCCAUACAAACCAGAGGGCAGCUGCUGUGUGUACGGGAGUUUACUCAGUUUCUGACCCCUCUCCGCAAUAUCUUCUCUUGCUGCGACCCCAAAGCACAUGCUGUCACCUUAGCCCAAUACUUAAUUCGCCAGCGUCAUCUACUUCAUGGUUAUGAGGCACGACUUCUGAAACAUGUGCCAAAAAUCAUCCACCUAGUUUGCAAAUUGCUACUGGACUUGGCUGAGAACAGGCCAGUGGUGAUGAAGGAUGGAUUGGAAGAGUCUGGACUUUCUGCUGAAAUUGAAAAGACUGUCUCUGAGAUGGUCACAAUGCGCCUGGAUAAAAAGUUACUGAGGCAGCACAGUGACGUAGCUGACCCAUUUAGCUCUACUGCAGUGGCAGCAGAGUUUGAGAAUCAAGAUGUGAUUCUUUGCAAUGAUCCAGAAUUUGAUCCUCUUUGGAAGAGGCGGAAUGUUGAGUGCCUUCAGCCCCUGACUCGUCUGAAAAGGCGGCUCAGCUACAGUGACUCGGACUUGAAGAGGGCAGAGGCUCUUCUCGAGCAAGGGGAGACUCCGUGGACAGUGCCUGCCCAGGACUUACUGGGCCACAACCUCCAGCAGCAGAAGCCCAGCAGCCACUGUUACAUCCCACUGUCUCCAGAGCUGGAUCUCAGUAAGGAAGCAUUGGUUCGCAGUACGUUUUCUUUCUGGAACCAGUCUAAGUGUGGCGACUUGGAGGGACACAAAGAAGAUGGAUCACCCCUUUGCCAAAAGAACGACAUUCCAAAGGAAAUACAGCGGAGUCGAACCUUCUCUGUGGGUGUUUUGGGUUCACACAAUCCCGGGGAACCAGUUACACCCACCUUGGCAAAUGUCUCCAAGAUCCCAGAUCCCUCUCACCAGCAAGUGGCCCACUUUCAGUGUGAACCUCAUGGUGGCUGGGACCCUGGCUCAGUCAAGGAGGAGGGCCAGACUCACUGCAGACCUCUAGACUGUGGAUCCAGUCCCAGGGCACAGGUACUGGUUGGGCCUGAUAUUCAGGACAGCAAAGAUCUGUCUGAAGCAGUGCCACACUCUACUUUGCAGUCUGAACUGAGUAUAGAAGCAAGGAGAAUACUGGCAGCCAAAGCCCUGGCAAACCUAAAUGAGUCUGUGGAAAAGGAGGAAGUGAAAAAGAAGGUAGAAAUGUGGCAGAAAGAACUAAAUUCCCGAGAUGGAGCUUGGGAAAGAAUAUGUGGUGAGAGAGACCCUUUCAUCUUGUGUGGUUUGAUGUGGUCUUGGGUGGAGCAACUGAAGGAGCCUGUAAUCACUAAAGAGGAUGUGGACAUGCUGGUUGACAGACAGGCUGAUGCUGCUGAAGCCCUGUUCUUAUUAGAGAAGGGACAGCACCAGACUAUCCUCUGCGUGUUGCGUUGCAUAGUGAACCUGCAGGCAAUUCCCCUGGAGGUGGAGGAAGCUUGCCUUGCUCAUGCCAUUAAAGCUUUUACGAAGGUUAACUUGGAUUCUGAAAAUGGACCCGUAGUUUACACCACCCUGAAGAAAAUAUUUAAGCACACAUUGGAAGAAAAGAGAAAAAUGGCAACAAAAGACAGCCCCACGCCUGGCCUCUUAUGAAGCUGACUUUCUCCUCACCAUGAAUAUUUCAGACCUAAAGAUCCAAAUAACAUUUCUGUUCAUAUGUGAAUAAGGUGAAGUUUGUGGAGCUACUUUUUCUCAUAGCACUUUAUUUUGAAUGCUAUUGGCUUGUGCUGAAAAUGAACUUUCCGUUUGGAGCUAUUAUUUAUUUUAAAAUAUCUUGAGCUACAUCUUAGUCUUGAACAAAUUGCCAUAAAGUUGCUGCCACUUUUAUUUAUUUAAAUGAAGUGAUACUAUAUUAACAUGUUAAGUAUUUGAUGUUUACAUCUUUAUUCUCUUUGACAUUUUGGAAAAAAGUACCUUUUCCUUCCAAAAUAAUUAUUUUCUUGACGGAACUCUUCCUAGAGCUUCUACCAAAUAGGUAAUGUUAGUAGUAAAACCUCUCUGUGUAUACACUCCUGGGCACAUGACCUAAGAAAGUCACCAAGUGUCUUAAAACUGUUUUAUAUUUGUUACUAAGAAGGCUGUUGAUACAUUUUUAAGGACUUUUUAAAACUUCGAAAGUUUUUGGAUUUUUUUGUUUUUAUAAAUGUGACAAAGGGUUUCAAAGUGUAUUCUUUUUAGAGUGAUUUAGUUGUACUUUAAUGGACUGACUGAAGUGGUCAGGAUUUUUUCCUUGUAGAAAGUAGACUCACUCUUCAUCAGUCCAGACAACUCCAGCCUGGGCUGUCUCAAGAGGCAGGGGAAGUUUUCAACACACCAGGCCUUAGUCCCACUCCCCUGAGCUGCUGCUGAGCCAAACCAUGUCUUCCCGGAGAAUCUGGGAUCAGAAGCAGGCAGUGCGGGAAGUCGCUAAGGAGCCGGACUUGCCGUUGUCCCCCAGCAACUUCACAGAAAGGAUGGUUGGUUGUUCUAGGGCAGGGCUCUGUGUCAGCCCUGCUUCCUCUGGGCACCAGAGACAACUCCAGGCUGGAGGGAGGUGAGGAGGGGAUCGCUGUCUGUGCCAAGGGGGGUGUCAGCAUGAGCAGCCUGGCCAAGUCUCCACGCUCCCAAGUCUGCCAUUCUACAGAUUCACCAGCUUCAGGCCUCUACCCUGGACUGCUCUCUUACUAUGAGAAUUAUAGUUUGCAAAUUGCUACCCCAGGUUGUAUUCACCCAGCUCCAGAUGAGAAUGGGUGACUGCCUAAAGUCAUUCCUUAUAAGCCAAACUAUCAAACAGCAGUUGAAGCCAUAACUUUUAUUUAAUUAAAUUAUCUAUGGGAGUAGCCAUGGCCAAACCAGAGAAAGGAAAGUAGCAUCUUCAGUACAGGUUAUAACAGUCAGACCAAUUUCAAACUGAAGAAGCUGCUACUUAAUUUCCAGAUGGAAUUUAAGGAGAAGCAAGACUAAUUUAGGAAAAAUGAAAUUCCUCCAAUUCCUGCCUUAGUGAAUUAUGCUCAAACACUUCAAAAAAUGUUUGAAGAUAUUCAUUCACACUAACUCUAAUGGCAAAGCCUAAUGUCAUUUUCUUCCACACUGUUUGAAUUUUCUUGGGAAAUCAAACCCAGUGAAUGUUAAUGAACUGAUUUGCCCACUCCUGAAAAGCCUCAUUUUCAAGUGCCUAGCAUGGGAAAGGAGAAGAAACAGUUGCAUUUUAUCUAGAGGUACAUUACAAAUGUAGGAUUUUUACCAAAAAGUUUGUCCAUACAUCUGUCAGCCUCAACACACACACACCACACACCACCGCAGCUCUUUGACCAGCUCUUAUUUUUUUUUUUUUUUUUUUUUUUACCAAAAAGCCAGCUGUUUUCCUUUGCCUCUGAAGCAGUUGUUUCAAAUUAGAGAAAUGUCUUAUUGUGGACCACAGCAUUGCACGCCUAAAAAUUCAAAUAUACAAGCCUGAAAUGAGAAUCUGGUCAGGCUAUGUACUACACACAAGUAUUGUAUUUAUUUAAAUAAAAGUGAAAAGAACAACCUGUAA